CUCCUCGCAUUUCUGUCAACAGAAGUCAAGAAAACAAGAUCCAACGCGUUGGACCGAAGCCCUUGGCCUCGCUCCAGCUAUCCAAGGAACAUUGAGUGUGACGUUCUUCUCCACCGGGGUUUGAACACAAGACAAACAAAACAAGAUGGCCGAAGAGGAGGAAACCAGGGAAGUGCUCUUUCCAGACUGGGAAGGCCCGGACAAAACUGGACUGACCAUCGAGCAGACAUGUGAAGGAGAGAUCUUUGUCAAAGAAGUGAAAGGAGAGUCGCCUGCGGCACGGUCUGGGAAAGUAUACGAAGGUGACCAGAUUGUGGGCGCUACUAUCUAUUUUGACAACAUGAGCUCAGAAGAAACAGCUGAUCUUCUGAAGACACUGAACCGCCACAAGGUUGGACUGAAACUACAAAACAAAGGGGACAAAUCCCCAGGCUACUCGCCCCUGAGCACACCAUGUCGCUCGCCGUUGGGUACCUUGACAUGGGAGGGCAGGGUUGGAGGCGCCAGUCCUGACAUCAUUCUUGGAGGUGAUGAGGAGGACUACAAAAGGAUUUACACAAAGAAGAUCAAACCCAGGCUUAAGUCUGAAGAACUCGGAGACGGAGUGGAUGUGCGCACAGAACGGCACAGCAGCACAAGUAGUGACGGCAGCACAAUAACAACGAUCACCCGGCGUAUCACCACCUACACUGUGGACAUGCCGACUGGCAUCAGUGAGCAACUGGAGCUUUCAGGCCCAGAGUUCAAAGGGCAAAGGCAAGAAUCAGGGGCUGGCUCGCCUCAUUUAAAGUUGUCACAGGGCAGUCCUUCUGGUGACGGGGGAGCUGAAGGAGGGGUUUUCUCUUACAAACUAGGGGGAAACGCAAACACUGGUAGUGGGCAUGUUUCAAUGGGAGGUGUGGGAAGUAGUGAGGUAUUCACAACAGACAACGAAAACGGAGGGUCUGUACCAGAAAAAGGCAGGUCAAUUUUUGUGACAUCCAUAGGUAAGACACAGAUAGAUGAGGGGGCAAAGGUGAGGUUACCUGAAGUGACUGUCACUCACCCACAUGCAGAGGGAUCAGGCACCAUUCACAUUCCAAACGUCUCAAUGAGUGGAGGUUACACAAAUGCUGGAAGCGACUUAAAAGGUCCUUCUGGGAACGCCAAGUACACCAUGCAAACAAAAGUUACUGAGAGCAAAUAUGUUAAAGGUCCAGAAAUGACUAUUGAGGGGAAAAGGGGGGAUUUCAAAUCACCUCAGAUAAAUGUAACAUCAUUUGCAACGAAGGGGUCAACUUUUGAUGUGGCGACUCCAAAGAUAGAGGCAAAUACUGAAGGCCAAGAAAGAAAAGGUGCAAAGGUUAGUUUAAAUAUUACCAAAGCUAACGUUUCAGGACCGAGCAUUGACAUGCCAAAUGUGGAAUUAAAUCUAAAAAGCCCUGAACUCAAAGGUGACGUAGAUGUGUCAGUACCACAUAUUGAAGGCGGUAUAAAAGCUCCCAAAAUUGGUAUAAAAGGCUCAAAAGUUGACAUUAAGGGAUCGAAUACUGGAAUUGAAUUUCCAAAAAUGAAAAUGCCAGAAUUCGGUUUGAAAGGUUCAAAACAGGAGGGCCCAGACAUUCAUGCGGACCUUCCAAAGGCUAAUAUUAAGGUCAAAGUCCCAGAGGUUGAUAUUGAAGGCCCUGAGUUUGAUACUGAAGGACCAGAUGUUGACAUAGACAGUCAAGGUUGGAAGAUCAAAAGACCUGGAUUCAAGAUGCCGAAAACCUCUGGAAUCAAUGUCACCAUGCCAACUGUGGAUCUGAAAGGCUCUAAGUUCAAAGGUGGUGUGUCAGUACCAACUAUUGAGGGGGGUAUAAAAGUACCCAAAGGCGAUUUAGACAUCAAAGCCCCAAAAUUGGACAUCAGAGCGUCAGAUGUUGACAUUGACGUGGGUGGGAAAAUCAAGGGACCAAAAUUCCAGACGGGUAAAAUCACAGGACCAAGCAUCUCCACGCCCAAUGUGGAUUUACAUCUGAAAGAACCUAACGUCAAAGGUAAAGUAGAUGUGUCAUUACCAACUAUUGAGGGAGAUUUCAGAGCCCCAGAAAUUGAACUAAAAGGUGCCUACAUUGACGUUAAGGGGCCUAACACUGGAUUUGAUUUACCAAAAGUCAAAAUGCCAAAAUUUGGCUUAAAAGGUCCGAAAGUCGCUGGUCCGGAUGUCGAUAUAAACCUCCCCAAGGCUAAUAUUGAUGUCGGGAUACCUGAUGUUGACGUCCGAGGCCCAGAAUUUGAUAUGAAUCUCCCAAAAGGUGAUUUGGACCUCAAAGGUCCAAAAUUGGAUAUCGAAACACCAGAUGUUGACAUUGACAGUACCGGUUGGAAGAUUAAGGGACCUAAAUUAAAUAUGCCAAAAAUAUCUGGACCAAACAUCUCCAUGCCCGAUAUGGACUUCAAAUUGAAAGGUUCAAAAGUCAAAGGUGAUGUAAAUGUAUCCGUACCAACUGUUGAAGGAGCUAUCAAAGCACCAGAAGUUGAACUAAAAGGUGCCAAAGUUGACAUUAAGGGCCCUAACACUGGAUUUGAGUUACCGAAAUUUAAAAUGCCAGGAUUUGGUGUUAAAGGAUCUAAACUGGAGGGUCCAGACGUUGACAUAAACCUCCCCAAAGCUAAUAUUGAUGUCAAGGUUCCUGAUGUUGACAUUCGAGGCCCAGAAUUUGACAUCAAUCUGCCAAAAGCUGAUUUGGACAUUAAAGGUCCAAAAGUGGAUAUCGAAACACCAGAUGUUGACAUGGACAGUACCGGUUGGAAGAUUAAAGGACCUAAAUUAAAUAUGCCAAAAAUCUCAGCACCAAACAUCUCCAUGCCCAAUAUGGACUUCAAACUGAAAGGUCCGAAAGUCAAAGGUGAUGUAAAUGUCAAUGUACCAACUGUCGAAGGAGAAAUCAAAGCACCAGAAGUUGAACUAAAAGGUGCCAAAGUUGACAUUAAGGGCCCUAACACUGGAUUUGAGUUACCCAAAUUCAAAAUGCCAGGAUUUGGUGUUAAAGGACCUAAACUGGAGGGUCCAGACGUUGACAUAAACCUCCCCAAAGCUAAUAUAGAUGUCAAAGUCCCUGAUGUUGACAUUCAAGGCCCAGAAUUUGACAUCAAUCUGCCGAAAGCUGAUUUGGAUAUCAAAGGUCCAAAAUUGGAUAUCGAAACACCAGAUGUUGACAUGGACAGUACCGGUUGGAAAAUUAAAGGACCUAAAUUAAAUAUGCCAAAAAUCUCAGCACCAAACAUCUCCAUGCCCAAUAUGGACUUCAAACUGAAAGGUCCAAAAGUCAAAGGUGAUGUAAAUGUCUCUGUACCAACUGUCGAAGGAGAUAUCAAAGCACCAGAAGUUGAACUAAAAGGUGCCAAAGUUGACAUUAAGGGCCCUAACACUGGAUUUGAGUUGCCGAAAUUUAAAAUGCCAGGAUUUGGUGUUAAAGGACCUAAACUGGAGGGUCCAGACGUUGACAUAAACCUCCCCAAAGCUAAUAUUGAUGUCAAAGUCCCUGAUGUUGACAUUCAAGGCCCAGAAUUUGACAUCAAUCUGCCGAAAGCUGAUUUGGAUAUCAAAGGUCCAAAAUUGGAUAUCGAAACACCAGAUGUUAACAUGGACAGUACCGGUUGGAAGAUUAAAGGACCUAAAUUAAAUAUGCCAAAAAUCUCAGCACCAAACAUCUCCAUGCCCAAUAUGGACUUCAAACUGAAAGGUCCAAAAGUCAAGGGUGAUGUAAAUGUCUCUGUACCAACUGUUGAAGGAGAUAUCAAAGCACCAGAAGUUGAACUAAAAGGCGCCAAAGUUGACAUUAAGGGCCCUAACACUGGAUUUGAGUUGCCGAAAUUUAAAAUGCCAGGAUUUGGUGUUAAAGGACCUAAACUGGAGGGUCCAGACGUUGAUAUAAACAUCCCCAAAGCUAAUAUUGAUGUCAAAGUCCCUGAUGUUGACAUUCGAGGCCCAGAAUUUGACAUCAAUCUGCCAAAAGCUGAUUUGGACAUUAAAGGUCCAAAAGUGGAUAUCGAAACACCAGAUGUUAACAUGGACAGUACCGGUUGGAAGAUUAAAGGACCGAAAUUAAAUAUGCCAAAAAUCUCAGCACCAAACAUCUCCAUGCCCAAUAUGGACUUCAAACUGAAAGGUCCGAAAGUCAAAGGUGAUGUAAAUGUCUCUGUACCAACUGUCGAAGGAGAUAUCAAAGCACCAGAAGUUGAACUAAAAGGUGCCAAAGUUGACAUUAAGGGCCCUAACACUGGAUUUGAGUUACCCAAAUUCAAAAUGCCAGGAUUUGGUGUUAAAGGACCUAAACUGGAGGGUCCAGACGUUGACAUAAACCUCCCCAAAGCUAAUAUUGAUGUCAAAGUCCCUGAUGUUGACAUUCAAGGCCCAGCAUUUGACAUCAAUCUGCCGAAAGCUGAUUUGGAUAUCAAAGGUCCAAAAUUGGAUAUCGAAACACCAGAUGUUGACAUGGACAGUACCGGUUGGAAGAUUAAAGGACCUAAAUUAAAUAUGCCAAAAAUCUCAGCACCAAACAUCUCCAUGCCCAAUAUGGACUUCAAACUGAAAGGUCCGAAAGUCAAAGGUGAUGUAAAUGUCUCUGUACCAACUGUCGAAGGAGAUAUCAAAGCACCAGAACUUGAACUAAAAGGUGCCAAAGUUGACAUUAAGGGCCCAAACACUGGAUUUGAGUUACCGAAAUUUAAAAUGCCAGGAUUUGGUGUUAAAGGACCUAAACUGGAGGGUCCAGACGUUGACAUAAACCUCCCCAAAGCCAAUAUUGAUGUCAAAGUCCCUGAUGUUGACAUUCAAGGCCCAGAAUUUGACAUCAAUCUGCCGAAAGCUGAUUUGGAUAUCAAAGGUCCAAAAUUGGAUAUCGAAACACCAGAUGUUGACAUGGACAGUACCGGUUGGAAGAUUAAAGGACCUAAAUUAAAUAUGCCAAAAAUCUCAGCACCAAACAUCUCCAUGCCCAAUAUGGACUUCAAACUGAAAGGUCCGAAAGUCAAAGGUGAUGUAAAUGUCUCUGUACCAACUAUUGAAGGAGAUAUCAAAGCACCAGAAGUUGAACUAAAAGGUGCCAAAGUUGACAUUAAGGGCCCUAACACUGGAUUUGAGUUACCCAAAUUUAAAAUGCCAGGAUUUGGUGUUAAAGGACCUAAACUGGAGGGUCCAGACGUUGACAUAAACCUCCCCAAAGCUAAUAUUGAUGUCAAAGUCCCUGAUGUUGACAUUCAAGGCCCAGCAUUUGACAUCAAUCUGCCGAAAGCUGAUUUGGAUAUCAAAGGUCCAAAAUUGGAUAUCGAAACACCAGAUGUUGACAUGGACAGUACCGGUUGGAAGAUUAAAGGACCUAAAUUAAAUAUGCCAAAAAUCUCAGCACCAAACAUCUCCAUGCCCAAUAUGGACUUCAAACUGAAAGGUCCAAAAGUCAAAGGUGAUGUAAAUGUCUCUGUACCAACUGUCGAAGGAGAUAUCAAAGCACCAGAAGUUGGACUAAAAGGUGCCAAAGUUGACAUUAAGGGCCCAAACACUGGAUUUGAGUUACCCAAAUUUAAAAUGCCAGGAUUUGGCUUUAAAGGACCUAAACUUGAGGGUCCAGACGUUGACAUAAACCUCCCCAAGGCUAAUAUUGAUGUCAAAGUUCCUGAUGUUGGCAUUCAUGGUCCAGACGUUGAUAUUAAUCUGCCCAAAGCUGAUUUGGACAUAAAAGGUCCAAAAUUGGAUAUCGAAACACCAGAUGUUGACAUUGACAGUCCCGGUUGGAAGAUUAAGGGACCUAAAUUAAAUAUGCCAAAAAUAUCUGGACCAAACAUCUCCAUGCCCAAUAUGGACUUCAAACUGAAAGGCCCAAAGGUCAAAGGAGAUGUAGAUGUGUCAGUACCAACUAUUGAAGGAGAUAUAAAAGCACCAGGAUUGGAUAUUGAAGGUCCAAAAGCAGACUUGAAAGGACCUAAUAUUGGAUUUGAGUUACCGAAAUUUAAAAUGCCAGGAUUUGGCUUUAAAGGACCUAAACUGGAGGGUCCAGACGUUGACAUAAACCUCCCCAAGGCUAAUAUUGAUGUCAAAGUUCCUGAUGUUGGCAUUCACGGCCCAAAAGUUGAUAUCAAUCUGCCCAAAGCUGAUUUGGACAUCAAAGGUCCAAAAUUGGAUAUUGAAACACCAGAUGUUGACAUUGACAGUCCCGGUUGGAAGAUUAAGGGACCUAAAUUAAAUAUGCCAAAAAUAUCUGGACCAAACAUCUCCAUGCCCAAUAUGGACUUCAAACUGAAAGGCCCAAAGGUCAAAGGAGAUGUAGAUGUGUCAGUACCAACUAUUGAAGGAGAUAUAAAAGCACCAGGAUUGGAUAUUGAAGGUCCAAAAGCAGACUUGAAAGGACCUAAUAUUGGAUUUGAGUUACCGAAAUUUAAAAUGCCAGGAUUUGGCUUUAAAGGACCUAAACUGGAGGGUCCAGACGUUGACAUAAACCUCCCCAAGGCUAAUAUUGAUGUCAAAGUUCCUGAUGUUGGCAUUCACGGCCCAAAAGUUGAUAUCAAUCUGCCCAAAGCUGAUUUGGACAUCAAAGGUCCAAAAUUGGAUAUUGAAACACCAGAUGUUGACAUUGACAGUCCCGGUUGGAAGAUUAAGGGACCUAAAUUAAAUAUGCCAAAAAUAUCUGGACCAAACAUCUCCAUGCCCAAUAUGGACUUCAAACUGAAAGGCCCAAAGGUCAAAGGAGAUGUAGAUGUCUCUGUACCAACUAUUGAAGGAGAUCUAAAAGCACCAGGAUUGGAUAUCGAAGGUCCAAAAGCAGACUUCAAAGGACCCACAAUUGGUUUUGGAUUACCGAAAUUCAAAAUGCCAGAGUUUGGCUUCAAAGGACCUAAAAUUGAGGGUCCAGAUGUCGACAUAAACCUCCCCAAAGGUAAUAUUGAUGUCAAGGUUCCUGAUGUUGGCAUUGGAGGCCCAGAAGUUGAUAUCAAUCUGCCGAAAGCUGAUGUGGACAUCAAAGUUCCAAAAUUGGAUAUCGAAACACCUGAUGUUGACAUUGACAGUCCCGGUUGGAAGAUAAAGGGACCUAAAUUAAAGAUGCCAAAAGUCUCAGGACCAAACAUCUCCAUGCCCAAUGUGGACUUACAUCUGAAAGGCCCAAAGGUCAAAGGAGAUGUAGAUGUGUCAGUACCAACUAUUGAAGGAGAUAUCAAAGCACCAGAAAUUGAUAUUAAAGGCCCAAGUGCUGACAUUAAGGGGCAUGUUGACAUCCCUAGUCCUACUGGUAAGGUCAAAGGACAUAAAUUUAAGAUGCCAAAACUUACAGGACCUCACAUAUCUCUGCCAGAUGUGAAUUUCAAUCUGAAAGGCCCAAAAGUCAAAGGUGAUGUAGAUGUGUCAGUACCAAACAUCGAGGGAGACAUAAAAGCACCAGAACUUGAUAUCAAAGGCAAAAAAGUUGAUGUGAAAGGUCCUUCAAUUGGUUUUGGAUUACCUAAAUUCAAAAUGCCAGAAUUUGGAUUUAAAAGCCCAAAACCGGAGGGUGCUGAAGUUGCUGUGAAACUUCCAAAGAGUGAUAUUUCCAUCAAGGUCCCCGACGUUGACAUUGAAGCUCCAAAAAUGGAUAUCAAAGGACCAGAUUUUGACAUAGACACUCCAAGUGGCAAGAUCAAAGGACCAAAAUUCAAAAUGCCAAAAAUCUCAGGCCCACAUAUCUCCAUGCCCGAUGUGGAUUUCAAUAUGAAGGGUCCUAAACUCAAAGGUGAUGUAGAUGUUUCGGUGCCAACAAUUGAAGGAGAUAUCAAAGCACCAGGAUUUGACAUAAAAGGCCCAAAUGUUGACAUUAAGGGGCAUAAGGCUGGAUUUGAACUACCAAAAAUGAAAAUGCCAGAUUUCGGCUUCAAAGGUCCGAAACUAGAGGGGCCUGACAUUGAUGUCAACCUUCCAAAGGCUAAUAUUGAUGUCAAUGUGCCUGAUGUUGAUAUUCAAGGUCCAGGAAUUGAUAUCAAUCUGCCGAAAGCUGAUUUGGACAUCAAAGGUCCUAAAGUGGACAUUGAAGGACCAGAUAUCGACAGUCCCAGUUGGAAGCUCAAGGGGCCUAACAUUAAGAUGCCAAAAAUAUCAGGCCCCAACAUCACCAUGCCAAACCUAGACUUCCAUCUUAAAGGCCCAAAACUCAAAGGUGAUGUAGAUGUGUCAGUACCAACUAUUGAAGGAGAUAUCAACGCACCAGGAAUUGACAUAAAAGGCCCAAAAGUUGACAUUAAGGGGCCUAAAGCUGGAUUUGAAUUACCAAAAAUGAAAAUGCCAGAUUUCGGCUUCAAGGGUCCAAAACUAGAGGGUCCUGACAUCGACGUCAACCUUCCAGAGGCUAAUAUUGAUGUCAAUCUUCCAAAAGCUGAUUUGGACAUCAAAGGUCCUAAAGUGGACAUUGAAGGACCAGAUAUCGACAGUCCCAGUUGGAAGCUCAAGGGGCCUAACUUUAAGAUGCCAAAAAUAUCAGGCCCCAACAUCACCAUGCCAAACCUAGACUUCCAUCUUAAAGGCCCAAAGGUCAAAGGUGAUGUAGAUGUGUCAGUACCAACUAUUGAAGGAGAUAUCAACGCACCAGGAAUUGACAUAAAAGGCCCAAAAGUUGACAUUAAGGGGCCUAAAGCUGGAUUUGAAUUACCAAAAAUGAAAAUGCCAGAUUUCGGCUUCAAGGGUCCAAAACUAGAGGGUCCUGACAUCGACGUCAACCUUCCAGAGGCUAAUAUUGAUGUCAAUCUUCCAAAAGCUGAUUUGGACAUCAAAGGUCCUAAAGUGGACAUUGAAGGACCAGAUAUCGACAGUCCCAGUUGGAAGCUCAAGGGGCCUAACUUUAAGAUGCCAAAAAUAUCAGGCCCCAACAUCACCAUGCCAAACCUAGACUUCCAUCUUAAAGGCCCAAAGGUCAAAGGUGAUGUAGAUGUGUCAGUACCAACUAUUGAAGGAGAUAUCAACGCACCAGGAAUUGACAUAAAAGGCCCAAAAGUUGACAUUAAGGGCCCUAAAGCUGGAUUUGAAUUACCAAAAAUGAAAAUGCCAGAUUUCGGCUUCAAGGGUCCAAAACUAGAGGGUCCUGACAUCGACGUCAACCUUCCAGAGGCUAAUAUUGAUGUCAAUCUUCCAAAAGCCGAUUUGGACAUCAAAGGCCCUAAAGUGGACAUUGAAGGACCAGAUAUCGACAGUCCCAGUUGGAAGCUUAAGGGGCCUAACUUUAAGAUGCCAAAAAUAUCAGGCCCCAACAUCACCAUGCCAAACCUAGACUUCCAUCUUAAAGGCCCAAAGGUCAAAGGUGAUGUAGACGUGUCAGUACCAACUAUUGAAGGAGAUAUCAACGCACCAGGAAUUGACAUAAAAGGCCCAAAAGUUGACAUUAAGGGGCCUAAAGCUGGAUUUGAAUUACCAAAAAUGAAAAUGCCAGAUUUUGGCUUCAAGGGUCCAAAACUAGAGGGUCCUGACAUCGACGUCAACCUUCCAGAGGCUAAUAUUGAUGUCAAUCUUCCAAAAGCUGAUUUGGACAUCAAAGGUCCUAAAGUGGACAUUGAAGGACCAGAUAUCGACAGUCCCAGUUGGAAGCUCAAGGGGCCUAACUUUAAGAUGCCAAAAAUAUCAGGCCCCAACAUCACCAUGCCAAACCUAGACUUCCAUCUUAAAGGCCCAAAGGUCAAAGGUGAUGUAGACGUGUCAGUACCAACUAUUGAAGGAGAUAUCAACGCACCAGGAAUUGACAUAAAAGGCCCAAAAGUUGACAUUAAGGGGCCUAAAGCUGGAUUUGAAUUACCAAAAAUGAAAAUGCCCCAAUUUGGUUUCAAAGGUUCAAAAAUCGAAGGUCCGGACAUUGAUGUGGACCUUCCUCAGGGUAAUAUUGAUGUCAAGGUUCCUGCGGUUGAUGUCAGUCUUCCAAAAGCUGAUUUGGAUAUCAAAGGCCCUAAGGUGGACAUUCAAGGACCAGACAUUGACAGUUCCAGUUGGAAGUUUAAAGGACCUAAUUUUAAGAUGCCAAAAAUCUCAGGCCCAAGCAUAUCCAUGCCAGAUGUGGAUUUCAAUAUGAAAAGCCCUAAACUCAAAGGUGAUGUAGAUGUGUCAGUGCCAACAAUUGAAGGAGAUAUCAAAGCACCAGGAAUUGACAUAAAAGCCCCAAAAGUUGACAUUAAGGGGCCUAAAGCUGGAUUUGAAUUACCAAAAAUGAAAAUGCCAGAUUUCGGCUUCAAGGGUCCAAAACUAGAGGGUCCUGACAUCGACGUCAACCUUCCAGAGGCUAAUAUUGAUGUCAAUCUUCCAAAAGCUGAUUUGGACAUCAAAGGUCCUAAAGUGGACAUUGAAGGACCAGAUAUCGACAGUCCCAGUUGGAAGCUCAAGGGGCCUAACUUUAAGAUGCCAAAAAUAUCAGGCCCCAACAUCACCAUGCCAAACCUAGACUUCCAUCUUAAAGGCCCAAAACUCAAAGGUGAUGUAGAUGUGUCAGUGCCAACUAUUGAAGGAGAUAUCAACGCACCAGGAAUUGACAUAAAAGGCCCAAAAGUUGACAUUAAGGGGCCUAAAGCUGGAUUUGAACUACCAAAAAUGAAAAUGCCCCAAUUUGGUUUCAAAGGUUCAAAAAUCGAAGGUCCAGACAUUGAUGUGGACCUUCCUCAGGGUAAUAUUGAUGUCAAGGUUCCUGCGGUUGAUGUCAGUCUUCCAAAAGCUGAUUUGGACAUCAAAGGCCCUAAGGUGGACAUUCAAGGACCAGACAUUGACAGUCCCAGUUGGAAGUUUAAAGGACCUAAUUUUAAGAUGCCAAAAAUCUCAGGCCCAAGCAUAUCCAUGCCAGAUGUGGACUUCAAUAUGAAAAGCCCUAAACUCAAAGGUGAUGUAGAUGUGUCUGUGCCAACUAUUGAAGGAGAUAUCAACGCACCAGGAAUUGACAUAAAAGGCCCAAAAGUUGACAUUAAGGGGCCUAAAGCUGGAUUUGAAUUACCAAAAAUGAAAAUGCCAGAUUUUGGCUUCAAGGGUCCAAAACUAGAGGGUCCUGACAUCGAUGUCAACCUUCCAGAGGCUAAUAUUGAUGUCAAUCUUCCAAAAGCUGAUUUGGACAUCAAAGGUGCUAAAGUGGACGUUGAAGGACCAGAUAUCGACAGUCCCAGUUGGAAGCUCAAGGGGCCUAACUUUAAGAUGCCAAAAAUAUCAGGCCCCAACAUCACCAUGCCAAACCUAGACUUCCAUCUUAAAGGCCCAAAACUCAAAGGUGAUGUAGAUGUGUCAGUACCAACUAUUGAAGGAGAUCUCAACGCACCAGGAAUUGACAUAAAAGGCCCAAAAGUUGACAUUAAGGGGCCUAAAGCUGGAUUUGAAUUACCAAAAAUGAAAAUGCCCCAAUUUGGUUUCAAAGGUUCAAAAAUAGAAGGUCCGGAUAUUGAUGUGGACCUUCCUCAGGCUGAUUUGGACAUCAAAGGCCCUAAGGUGGACAUUCAAGGACCAGACAUUGACAGUCCCAGUUGGAAGUUUAAAGGACCUAAUUUUAAGAUGCCAAAAAUCUCAGGCCCAAGCAUAUCCAUGCCAGAUGUGGAUUUCAAUAUGAAAAGCCCUAAACUCAAAGGUGAUGUAGAUGUGUCAGUGCCAACAAUUGAAGGAGAUAUCAACGCUCCCGGAAUUGACAUAAAAGGCCCAAAAGUUGACAUUAAGGGGCCUAAAGCUGGAUUUGAAUUACCAAAAAUGAAAAUGCCAGAUUUCGGCUUCAAGGGUCCUAAACUAGAGGGCCCUGACAUUGACGUCAACCUUCCAAAGGCUAAUAUUGAUGUAAAUCUUCCAAAAGCCGAUUUGGACAUCAAAGGCCCUAAAGUGGACAUUGAAGGACCAGAUAUCGACAGUCCCAGUUGGAAGCUCAAGGGGCCUAACUUUAAGAUGCCUAAAAUAUCAGGCCCCAACAUCACCAUGCCAAACCUAGACUUCCAUCUUAAAGGCCCAAAACUUAAAGGUGAUGUAGAUGUGUCAGUACCAACUAUUGAAGGAGAAAUAAACGCACCAGAAGUGGAUAUCAAAGGCCCAAAAGUUGACGUCAAGGGGCCUAAGGCUGGAUUUGAAUUACCAAAAAUGAAAAUGCCAGAUUUCGGCUUCAAGGGUCCAAAACUAGAAGGUCCUGACAUUGACCUCAACCUUCCAGAGGCUAAUAUUGAUGUCAAUCUUCCUAAAGCCGAUUUGGACAUCAAAGGCCCUAAAGUGGACAUUGAAGGACCAGAUAUCGACAGUCCCAGUUGGAAGCUAAAGGGGCCUAACUUUAAGAUGCCAAAAAUAUCAGGCCCCAACAUCACCAUGCCAAACCUAGACUUCAAUCUUAAAGGCCCAAAACUCAAAGGUGAUGUAGAUGUGUCAGUGCCAACAAUUGAAGGAGAUAUCAACGCACCAGGAAUUGACAUAAAAGGCCCAAAAGUUGACAUUAAGGGGCCUAAAGCUGGAUUUGAAUUACCAAAAAUGAAAAUGCCAGAUUUCGGCUUCAAGGGUCCAAAACUAGAGGGCCCUGACAUUGACAUUAAAGGCCCUAAUGUUGAUGUCAAUCUUCCAAAAGCUGAUUUGGACAUCAAAGGUCCUAAAGUGGACAUUGAAGGACCAGAUAUCGACAGUCCCAGUUGGAAGCUCAAGGGGCCUAACUUUAAGAUGCCAAAAAUAUCAGGCCCCAACAUCACCAUGCCAAACCUAGACUUCCAUCUUAAAGGCCCAAAGGUCAAAUGUGAUGUAGAUGUGUCAGUACCAACUAUUGAAGGAGAUAUCAACGCACCAGGAAUUGACAUAAAAGGCCCAAAAGUUGACAUUAAGGGGCCUAAAGCUGGAUUUGAAUUACCAAAAAUGAAAAUGCCCCAAUUUGGUUUCAAAGGUUCAAAAAUCGAAGGUCCGGACAUUGAUGUGGACCUUCCUCAGGGUAAUAUUGAUGUCAAGGUUCCUGAGGUUGAUGUCAGUCUUCCAAAAGCUGAUUUGGACAUCAAAGGCCCUAAGGUGGACAUUCAAGGACCAGAUAUUGACAGUCCCAGUUGGAAGUUUAAAGGACCUAAUUUUAAGAUGCCAAAAAUCUCAGGACCAAACAUCUCCAUGCCAGAUGUGGAUUUUGAUAUGAAAGGCCCUAACCUCAAAGGUGAUGUAAAUGUUUCGGUGCCAACAAUUAAAGGAGAUAUCAAAGCACCAGGACUUGAUAUAAAAGGCCCAAAUGUUGACAUUAAGGGGCCUAAGGCUGGAUUUGAAUUGCCAAAAAUGAAAAUGCCAGAUUUUGGCUUCAAGGGUCCAAAACUAGAGGGCCCUGACAUUGACAUUAAAGGCCCUAAUGUUGAUGUCAAUCUUCCAAAAGCUGAUUUGGACAUCAAAGGUCCUAAAGUGGACAUUGAAGGACCAGAUAUCGACAGUCCCAGUUGGAAGCUCAAGGGGCCUAACAUUAAGAUGCCAAAAAUAUCAGGCCCCAACAUCACCAUGCCAAACCUAGACUUCCAUCUUAAAGGCCCAAAACUUAAAGGUGAUGUAGAUGUGUCAGUACCAACUAUUGAAGGAGAAAUAAACGCACCAGAAGUGGAUAUCAAAGGCCCAAAAGUUGACAUCAAGGGACCAAAGACAGGAUUCGAAUUACCAAAAAUAAAAAUGCCCCAAUUUGGUUUAAAAGGUACAAAGCUUGAAGGUCCGGACAUUGAUGUGGACCUUCCUCGGGCUAAUAUUGAUGUGAAUGUCCCUGGGGUUGAUAUCAGUCUUCCAAAAACUGAUUUGGACAUCAAAGGACCAAAUGUUGACAUUGACAGUGGUAAGAUCAAGGGGCCAAAAAUGAAGAUGCCAAAACUUUCAGGACCAAACAUCACUUUGCCAGAUGUGGAUUUUCAUCUAAAAGGUCCUAAAGGCAAAGAUGGUGACCUAAGCCUCCCAAAAUUCAAGGGUGACAUUGAAGGAAACAUUCAAUUACCAAAAGCUGAACUUGACGUCGCAGAUGUCACGCUUGAAGUUCCUGAAAUCGGCGGUAAGAAAUCGAAAUUUAAAAUGCCAAAGUUUGGAUUCCGGGGUCCAAAGAAAGGUAAAGUUGAUAUAAAAGUACCAGGCGCUGCUGUAAAAGGUCCCAAGUUGGAGACUCCUGAUGUUAACAUUAAACUACCUAAGGCAAAUGUUGAUGUUGACAUUGACAGUCCCAGCAGUAAGAUCAAAGGACCAAAAUUCAAGAUGCCAGAUGUGGACUUCCAUCUGAAAGGCCCUAAAAUUACAGGUGAUUUGAACAUGUCAGUACCAAAUAUUGAGGGAGAUAUCAAAGGACCCUCAAUUGAUAUCAAAGGUCCAGAAGGUGACAUCAAAGGACCUAGUGCUGGAUUUGAAAUGCCAAAAUUCAAGAUGCCACAAUUUGGAUUUAAAGGUUCACAAUUGCAGGGUCCUGACAUUGAUAUAGACCUUCCCAAAGCUAAUAUUAAUGCUAAGAUCCCUGAGGUUGGCCUUCAAGGCCCUGAAUUUGAUGUCAGUCUUCCGAAAGCUGAUUUGAACAUCAAAAGCCCUAAGGUAGACAUCCAAGGACCAGAUGUUGACAUGGACAGUCCCAGUUGGAAACUCAAGGGGCCUAAUUUUAAGAUGCCAAAAAUCUCAGGCCCAAGCAUAUCCAUGCCAGAUGUGGAUUUCAAUAUGAAAAGCCCUAAACUCAAAGGUGAUGUAGAUGUGUCAGUGCCAACAUUUGAAGGAGAUAUCAAAGCACCAGGAAUUGAUAUAAAAGGCCCAAAUGUUGACAUUAAGGGGCAUAAGGGUGGAUUUGAAUUACCAAAAAUGAAAAUGCCAGGUUUUGGUUUCAAGGGUCCAAAACUAGAGGGCCCUGACAUUGACGUCAACCUUCCAAAGGCUAAUAUUGAUGUCAAGGUCCCUAACGUUGAUGUCAAUCUUCCAAAAGCUGAUUUGGACAUCAAAGGCCCUAAAGUGGACAUUCAAGGACCAGAUGUUGACAUGGACAGUCCGAGUUGGAAACUCAAGGGACCUAAUUUUAAGAUGCCAAAAAUCUCAGGCCCAAGCAUAUCCAUGCCAGAUGUGGAUUUCAAUAUGAAAAGCCCUAAACUCAAAGGUGAUAUAGAUGUGUCAGUGCCAACAUUUGAAGGAGAUAUCAAAGCACCAGGAAUUGACAUAAAAGGCCCAAAUGUUGACAUUAAGGGGCAUAAGGGUGGAUUUGAAUUACCAAAAAUGAAAAUGCCAGGUUUUGGCUUCAAGGGUCCAAAACUAGAGGGUCCUGACAUCGACGUCAACCUUCCAGAGGCUAAUAUUGAUGUCAAGGUCCCUAACGUUGAUGUCAAUCUUCCAAAAGCUGAUUUAGACAUCAAAGGCCCUAAAGUGGACAUUCAAGGACCAGAUGUUGACAUGGACAGUCCGAGUUGGAAACUCAAAGGGCCUAAUUUUAAGAUGCCCAAAAUAUCAGGCCCAAGCAUAUCCAUGCCAGAUGUGGAUUUCAAUAUGAGAGGCCCUAAACUCAAAGGUGAUGUAGAUGUGUCAGUGCCAACAUUUGAAGGAGAUAUCAAAGCACCAGGAAUUGACAUAAAAGGCCCAAAUGUUGACAUUAAGGGGCAUAAGGGUGGAUUUGAAUUACCAAAAAUGAAAAUGCCAGGUUUUGGCUUCAAGGGUCCAAAACUAGAGGGCCCUGACAUUGACGUCAACCUUCCAAAGGCUAAUAUUGAUGUCAAGGUCCCUAACGUUGAUGUCAAUCUUCCAAAAGCUGAUUUGGACAUCAAAGGCCCUAAAGUGGACAUUCAAGGACCAGAUGUUGACAUGGACAGUCCGAGUUGGAAACUCAAAGGGCCUAAUUUUAAGAUGCCCAAAAUAUCAGGCCCAAGCAUAUCCAUGCCAGAUGUGGAUUUCAAUAUGAGAGGCCCUACACUCAAAGGUGAUGUAGAUGUGUCAGUGCCAUCAUUUGAAGGAGAUAUCAACGCACCAGGAAUUGAUAUAAAAGGCCCAAAUGUUGACAUUAAGGGGCAUAAGGGUGGAUUUGAAUUACCAAAAAUGAAAAUGCCAGGUUUUGGCUUCAAGGGUCCAAAACUAGAGGGCCCUGACAUUGACGUCAACCUUCCAAAGGCUAAUAUUGAUGUCAAGGUCCCUAACGUUGAUGUCAAUCUUCCAAAAGCUGAUUUGGACAUCAAAGGCCCUAAAGUGGACAUUCAAGGACCAGAUGUUGACAUGGACAGUCCGAGUUGGAAGAUAAAGGGACCAAAUUUUAAGAUGCCAAAAAUCUCAGGUCCAAAUAUCUCCAUGCCCGAUGUAAAUUUUAAUAUGAAAGGCCCUAAACUCAAAGGUGAUGUAGAUGUGUCAGUUCCAACAAUGAAAGGAGAUAUCGAAGCACCAGGAAUUGAUAUAAAAGGCCCAAAUGUCGACAUUAAGGGGCAUAAGUCUGGAUUUGGAUUACCCAAAAUGAAAAUGCCAGAGUUCGGCUUCAAGGGUCCAAAACUGGAGGGUCCUGACAUUGACGUCAACCUUCCAAAGGCUAAUAUUGAUAUCAAGGUCCCAGAGGUUGACAUUAAAGGCCCUAAUGUUGAUGUCAGUCUUCCAAAAGCUGAUUUGGAUAUCAAAGGACCAAAAGUGGACAUUGAAGGACCAGAUGUUGACAUCAACAGUCCCAGUUGGAAGCUCAAGGGACCUAAUAUAAAAAUGCCAAAAAUCUCAGGGCCCAACAUCAGUAUGCCAAAUCUGGACUUCAAUCUUAAAGGCCCAAAACUCAAAGGUGAUGUAGAUGUGUCAGUACCAACUUUUGAAGGAGAUAUAAAUACACCAGAAGUGGAUAUCAAAGGCCCAAAGAUUGACAUUGAGGGAUCGAAGACAGGAUUUGAACUUCCAAGUAUAAAAAUGCCACAAUUUGGUUUCAAAGGUUCAAAUGUCAAGGGUCCAGGUAUUGAUGUCAAAGUCCCUGAGGUUGGCCUUAAAGGCCCUGAAUUUGAUGUCAGUCUUCCGAAAGGUAACUUGGACAUUAAAGGCCCCAAAGUGGACAUCCAAGGACCGGAUGUUGACAUGGACAGUCCCAGUUGGAAAAUCAAGGGACCAAAAUUCAAGAUGCCAAAAAUCACAGGACCAAACAUAUCGAUGCCCGAUGUGGAUUUUAAUAUGGAAGGCCCCAAACUCAAGGGUGAUUUAGAUGUGUCCGUACCAAACAUAGAAGGGGACAUAAAAGUACCAGCAGUGGAUGUCAAAGGUCCAAAGGUUCAAAUUGAGAACCCUACGACUGGAAUUUCCUUUCCAAAAUUUAAAAUGCCUGAAUUUGGCUUUAAAAGUCCAAAUCUGGAAGGUCCGGACAUUGACGUCAAACUUCCAAAGGCUGAUAUUGAUAUCAAGGUUCCAAAGGUCGACAUAGAAGGACCAGAUGUUGACAUUGGCAGCCCGAGUGGUAAUAUCAAGGGACCUAAAUUAAAGCUCCCAGGAGGAAAGAUCACGAUGCCAAAAGUUGAUUUAAAUGUGAAAAAUCCUGGCCUCAAAGGUAGUAUGGAUGUGACAGCACCACAUUUUGGUGGAAAAAUAAAAACACCAGAAUUGGACUUAAAAAGUCCAAGAGUUGACAUCAAAGGCUCCAGGGGUGAAUUUGAAGGUCCCAGUAUCAAAGGAAAUGUGGAUGCUUCCUAUCCUGAUGUAGAUGUUAACAUCAAAGGGAAAAAGGGUAAAUUCAAACUUCCUAAAGUCACAGGAAAGGGAAAGAAAUCACAUUUUGAGACCGAAACACCAACAAUUGACGUAGAUGUAGAUACACCUAAAAUUAAUGUCCACGGAACAAAAGUUAAAAAGCCACUGUUUGGUAAGCUACAUUUUCCUGAUGUGGAAUUUGAUAUCAAAUCCCCAAAAGUGAAAGGUGAUGGAUCUUUAUCCGAGGAGCUGAAAUCCCCCAACAUUGGCUUACAUGGUUCUGUUAGCAACAGUCAGGACUUUACCCUUGAAGGCUCAGAUGUGACAUUAAAAACACCCCAGAUCAGAAUGUCAGGCUUUGAAUCCGACAGCGCCAUCGGUGGCCUUCGAUAUCCAGAGGGUACAGUGAAAUUUCCAAAGCUCAAGUUCCCAAGGUUCGGUUUUAGUCUGCCCCACUUUGAGGACCAGGCGGGCGGUGGAAAGGUUGCGGCUAGUGGAGAGCUUCACGGCUCACAGAGCAUCACAGCUUCUAGUCCGGAAAUAAGGCAAAGUGAAGGAAAAAUAAAGGUUAAGAUACCAAAUUUUUUUGGAAAAUCAAAAGCAAAGGGCCGGAGUGCAGGUGAUCUUCGGGGAUCAGAGGCAGAACUGAGUACAGGUGGAAAAGGCAAGGUCUCGAAAGAAUUCAGUGUACAUAGUGUAGAGGGGAAGUUACAUUUAGAGGGUGAUGCUGGACUCAGUGUUUCGCCCAAAAGCAAGUCUGCGUCACUGGAUCUUUACAAAAAGUCAAGGCAUCGCUCUUCGAGCGAUGAGGGUGGGCUCUCAGUUCGUUCCCCUUCGGGACACCUCGAAGCGGAGGGCGCUGAUAUUUCACUUGACCUUAAAGAAACAAAGAUCAAAGGAAAGAAAGGCAAGUUGAAGUUUGGCACCUUUGGGGGUCUGGGUUCCAAGUCCAAGGGCUCGUAUGAAGUGACGUACGGUGAGGGUAGUGCAGAGGGAGUGGAGGGAAGCGCGGGCGUGUCGUUGACCACGCCCAAAUCGAGGCUGUCGUCGACGUCGUCGUCGUCCAGCAGUGACAUUGGGGCAAAGGGUGCGUUCAAAUUACCUAAAAUUGAACUCUCUGUAUCACCAAAAGACGAAUAAUCAAUUGAUCAACUAAAUAUGUUCUUUCCGUACGGGAAAUACGUCAAAGCCAGAGAGAAAAUGAAUACAAGUCAUCUCAUAAGCGACAUAGGAGAACGUACAAAGCCCCGUCAAAACUGUAAAUAAGAUCAAAAUGUAUUAAUAGAUAUUGUUUUUUGUACAUAGUCAAGAUUUAUUGAGCAUAUACCAUCAAAUGACUUCAUUACGGUUAUUUUGUCCUGUUUCAUUCAAUUAAAACGUGUUCAUAAAUGGUUGUGGUAUAUUUCUACACAGGGUCUGUUCCACAGAACAGAUAGUCGUCGUUUGAAGGAAAGUCUUGUCCGUACAUUUAUAAACAGUUUUACUUCAACGCUUGGAUUUUUGUGUAAUCGGCGCAGAAACAUUUCUCCCAUCCAAAACCGGCCCCUGUAUAACAUAUGCUUUUAUUGUGAAGAUGUUUAAUCCGUCGUAAUUGCACAGACAGUCACUAUGUUUAGAAACUCAUGUAUUUUUCUGCACACUUUGUCGUCCUUCAAAAGUUUUAUCCACAUUUCGUCUGUUUUUUUUUUUUUUUCCCCCAUUCUAAUCUGUUUUAUUGUAUUGUUCUGGUCGCAUCUACUCCCAUCACGCAAAUAAAAAUGAAAUGAAAUGUCAUUGUUGGUGUUCAUACAUUUAUCAUAUCUGUGAUCAGAAUUGUUUUAUCUUCCAUUUUGUGUGCAUUCUGUCCGAUAAACUAAAUAAAUUGUAUAGAAUUACUGGA
Molecule: messenger RNA, 19424 nt
Organism: Entelurus aequoreus (snake pipefish)
Lineage: Eukaryota; Metazoa; Chordata; Actinopteri; Syngnathiformes; Syngnathidae
Product: neuroblast differentiation-associated protein AHNAK-like
Exons: 6
Coding region: 146-18685 (6179 amino acids)
Biological process (GO): regulation of RNA splicing
Cellular component (GO): nucleus; costamere; cytoplasm
Molecular function (GO): protein binding
Source: RefSeq, a predicted model, not a curated record